Molecule: messenger RNA, 2245 nt
Organism: Episyrphus balteatus (marmalade hoverfly)
Lineage: Eukaryota; Metazoa; Arthropoda; Insecta; Diptera; Syrphidae
Gene: BuGZ
Product: BUB3-interacting and GLEBS motif-containing protein ZNF207
Exons: 7
Coding region: 244-1638 (464 amino acids)
Cellular component (GO): nucleus
Molecular function (GO): DNA binding
Source: RefSeq, a predicted model, not a curated record
UAUCAAUUUUGUUUCAAGAACCACAAACAAACAGAACUUUUGCGGAUGUCAUGUGUGCAAAUGACAAAGCGCAGAAGAAAUAUACCCACAAAGCAAAAUAACGAAAAUUCAAUCGUAGGCCAUUUUGUUUUUAAAUAAGUUGUGAAAAUUUUAAGCUAAACGCGUUUUCUAACAUUUUGCAAACUUUCUAGUUAUUUAGUUUCUAUUCUUUUAUAAUUGAUAUAUAAUUUUAUCAAUCUAAUUAUGGGACGCAAAAAGAAGAAGGCUUCCAAACCCUGGUGCUGGUAUUGUAAUCGAGAAUUUGAGGACGAAAAAAUUUUAGUUCAACACCAAAAGGCGAAGCAUUUUAAGUGCCACAUUUGCCACAAAAAAUUGUACACAGGUCCCGGGCUAUCGAUUCAUUGCAUGCAAGUGCAUAAAGAAACAAUUGACAAAGUACCGAACUCUCUUCCCAAUCGCUCUAAUAUAGAGAUUGAAAUUUUCGGUAUGGAUGGAAUACCUCCAGAAGACUUGCGUGAACACGAACGACAGAAGAACGGGGGCAAAUCGGACUCGGAUGACGAUGAACCCGUGGCAAAGAAGAAAGUCGAAGUUUCUUUGGCUGGACCACCACCAAUGAUGAUGCAAAAUAUGAUGCCACACAUGAUGGGGCAGUUUAAUCCAAUGGGACACAUGAUGGCGCCCAUGGGAAUGCCUCCGUAUAUCGGGCCAGGGGGAAUACCAAUGAUGCCACCUCACGCAAUGAUGGGUGCACCUCCUAGAAAUCUGUUUCCCGCUGUGAUUGUGUCAAGUGCGGCUGCAUCGCAACCUAAGCCGACUUUCCCCGCCUAUAGCAAUGCUACAAUCAGCGCACCUCCCACAACAAACAAUCUAAAUGCUACAAGUGCUACAACAAGUAGCACAACGGAAGGACCUCAACCGCAAAAACCAAACAUAGUAACUAGUGGAACGACUUCAAAAAUUAUUCAUCCUCCCGAAGAUCUUAGUUUAGAAGAAAUAAGGGCCCGCAAACCAAAAUAUCAGAAUAAACUUUCAACUGCAACGACUCCCAGACCCUCCAGUGCGAGUAGUACUGCUCAAUCAUCAACAACAUCAACAUCGACAGUAAAUACUACAGCAGCAGCCAUUUCAAAAGCUCAAGAAGCAGCAGCAAUGGCAGCUGUAGCCCAAGCCCAAGUUGCCCAAGCGCAAGCCCAAGUUGCUCAUGCUCAAGCACAGGCGCAGGCUCAUGCCCAAGCUCAAGCGCAUGCACAAGCACAUGCUCAGGCCCAGGCACAUGCACACGCUCAAGCGCAAGCAGUUGCCCAACACCAACAUCAACAACAAAAACAAUUAGAAGAUCUGAAUCGUGCAGUUAUGCUGCAAAGACUACAAGCUGCUAGACCUGGUGGUCCUCCUCUUGGCAUGGUUCAAAUGGGACCAGGAAUGCAAUUACUUCAACCUAUGAUGCGCCCAGCCAUGGGAAUUGGACCACACGGACAAUUGGUUGGGGGAAAUAUGUUGCGACCUGGACCACCUGGCAUGGGUGGAAUGCCUGCAGGUUUGUUAGCACCUGUACCAGGUAUGGGAGUCCCUGGAAUGGGUGUUAUGUUACCCGGCCAUCCAAUGCUUCAAAUGAUGCAGCCGCGAUUUCGGUGAUCCACUCCUCAGGGGCCAAUUUGUUUGGCUCCCAUAUUGAAUUUGCCGAUGCCAAUUAUUUACCCGGAUGGAUGAGAACAACAAGAGACGACGAUACAAACAAAUACAACUUGUCAAAUAUCAACAUCUACCACAAGUGUACCUCAAACAAUUACAACAACAUGGCAAACUGGAAACCUUACAAUAAAAACUGAAGAAACAGAAAGCAAGUGAAAAAGUUUUUUCUUCUAAAAAUUAAAAAACGUUUUUAUUAAUUAAAUAUAAAUAAAUUAAUCACAGUAAUGUUAAAAUUUGAAACAAAAAGAAAAUUAAAAUGAAAGCAGCAUUAAUAUAUAAACAAAAAAAAGCAAGCGAAACGACAAAAACACAAAUAAAUAAUUCCUCUUGAUUUUCCGUUCUACUCUCAAUUUCCUACUCUAAUUAAUAGUUUUUUUUUUUUUUUUAUGUUUUUAGAUAGAUUUACCUAGAAAAUGUAUGCACUCAAGAAGUGUUAAAGAAAAGUUUCGUAUAAAUAUUAACACAAAUGAAAAAGAGAGGAAAUAUUUUUCUGUUCAAAUAAAAAAAAAAAACAGCUAAGUUUGGUUAUGUUAGUUUCGUGCAAAGCAAA